Fomitopsis serialis is the source of this 450-nucleotide messenger RNA. RefSeq lists its product as uncharacterized. The transcript has a single exon. The coding region runs from base 1 to 450 and encodes 149 amino acids. NCBI's taxonomy places the organism in Eukaryota, Fungi, Basidiomycota, Agaricomycetes, Polyporales, Fomitopsidaceae. The record is from RefSeq and is a predicted model, not a curated record.
AUGACAGUCGAGCAAGGCACCCGCGUGGCGACUCCACCACCGCCGUCUGCAUCGUCUGCCCAUCAUCAUCCGCGCCUCCAUCAUCCGCGCCCCCGGUUCCUCACGACGACGCAACGUUUGGAGCUGAUCUGGCAUUACGUCAACGCAGAGGUUGAUCAGCUCGACGAUCGAAUUGACGAGCGGUUUGAAGAGCUCGAGCACGCCCUCUGCGCCUUGAAAAGGCAGCAGAACGACAUCAACAUCGUCAACCUCGCGACGCAAGCGCAGGCCGCGGACAAUGCCAUCCACAUGCGUGAGCUCCACGACCUGUCCAACGACAUCGAUAACGCCGAGACCUUCAUGCACGACGACGUGCGCAAGAACCACGAGCGGAUUGCCAAACUCGAGAACGAAAUCACCGAGCUGAAGGCGACGGUUCAGGCGUUGUUGCGCCGGGGUGAUGACGUUUGA